Messenger RNA from Ictalurus punctatus (channel catfish), 408 nucleotides. It is a transcript of the gene spink4, whose product is annotated as serine peptidase inhibitor, Kazal type 4. The record is from RefSeq and is marked provisional. Gene Ontology annotation, molecular function: protein binding; serine-type endopeptidase inhibitor activity. NCBI's taxonomy places the organism in Eukaryota, Metazoa, Chordata, Actinopteri, Siluriformes, Ictaluridae.
GUGUGUGUGUGUGUACAGGUGUGUGUUUAGGUGUGUGUUUUCCCACCAUGCGCCAUCUUUCCCUUUGAGUAAGUGAAACGUGAAACACUCUCUUGCAGAAUGUCCAUUCUUCUGUUCUCCGUGUUGAUCCUCCUAGCUACAGGAUCACAGGUGUCUUCCGAAUCCUACGGGAAGCCCCAGUGCAGUGAGAUGGCAGAAAUUAUGGCGUGUCCUCUAAACUUUGCUCCGGUGUGCGGCACGGAUGGAAACACUUAUGCCAACGAGUGUGGUCUGUGUGUCCAGAGACUGAAAACCAAAACGGACAUCUUAAUCGCCAGAGAUGGCAGCUGUUGAUUGGCUUUAACGAUGUAGCAUGGCUAAAACAAAACAAAACAAAACACAAUUCUCAGAUUAAAGCAUUUGAAAUGG